Molecule: messenger RNA, 2013 nt
Organism: Saxophila tyrrhenica
Lineage: Eukaryota; Fungi; Ascomycota; Dothideomycetes; Mycosphaerellales; Extremaceae
Gene: NHX1
Product: monovalent cation:H+ antiporter, CPA1 (nhx1)
Exons: 3
Coding region: 1-2013 (670 amino acids)
Biological process (GO): sodium ion transport; proton transmembrane transport; vacuolar acidification
Cellular component (GO): late endosome; fungal-type vacuole membrane; early endosome
Molecular function (GO): potassium:proton antiporter activity; sodium:proton antiporter activity
Source: RefSeq, a predicted model, not a curated record
AUGGUCGACCGAAAUCUCUUCAUCCGCUCCGCCGUCGAGCUAGUUACCCGCCAGGGCUCCGACUCCGACGAUGAGGCCCCCGAGGCAGGGGAGAAGGAGAUCCUCUCCUCGUGGGCGCUCCUUAUUCUCAUUAUACUACUUAUCGCGGCCUUCUUCACAUCCUACGUCCUACAAUCGAAGCGAAUACAGGCGGUACAUGAGACGGUCAUAUCAAUUUUCGCGGGAAUGGUCAUUGGUCUGAUACUGCGGCUGGUUGGGUUCGAGGAUGUACUGGCGAGUGUCAGCUUUGAUUACCAGUUCUUCUUUAACCUGCUGCUGCCGCCGAUUAUUCUUGCGGCGGGAUAUGAGUUGCAUCAGGGCAACUUCUUCCGGAACAUCGGGACCAUCUUGACCUUCGCUUUUGCCGGAACGUUCAUAUCGGCCCUGGUCCUCGGUGUCAUCCUCUGGCUAUGGACACGGAUACCGCUCGAAGGUCUGGACGUGUCGUUCGUCGACGCCAUGUCCGUUGGAGCUACGCUCUCGGCCACUGAUCCGGUCACCAUCCUCGCCAUCUUCAACACCUACAAAGUCGAUCCCAAGCUGUACACAAUCAUCUUUGGCGAGAGUAUUUUAAAUGACGCUAUUGCCAUUGUCCUGUUCGAGACUGCUCAGAAGUACAAGAACAGCAAUACCGCCAAGCUGACACCCUUCAGCCUUUUCGAAAGCAUCGGCAUUUUCUUGAUGGUCUUCUUUGGCAGCAUGUUCAUCGGAGUCGUCAUUGGCUUGGCGACGAGCCUGCUCCUCAAGUUCACGCACGUACGACGAGAGCCGAAGAUCGAGAGCUGUUUGGUCAUUCUUAUCGCCUAUUCGUCCUACUUCUUUGCCAACGCCAUACACAUGAGCGGCAUCGUCUCGCUCCUCUUCUGCGGCAUCUGCCUCAAGCACUACGCCUACCACAACAUGUCCCGCCGCACCCAACUCACGACCAAAUUCACCUUCUCCCUUCUUGCGCAACUCAGCGAGAACUUCAUCUUCAUCUAUCUCGGGCUGUCACUUUUCACCGAAACGACGCUCGAAUACAAACCACUUUUUAUCCUAGUCACAGUUGUUGGCAUUUGCGUGGCACGAUGGUGCGCCGUCUUCCCACUCAGUGGCGCCAUCAACUGGUUCCUGCGCUACCGAGCCAGACGGCGCGGCCAGGAAGUCGCCGAAGAGAUCCCAACCAACUGGAAAAUCCUCAUCUUCUGGGCUGGUCUCCGCGGAGCUGUCGGUGUCGCGCUCGCCGCCGGACUGCAAGGCCAAAGCGGCUACGCCCUCAAAGCCACCGUGCUGGUCGUUGUUGUGCUGACCGUUAUCAUCUUUGGCGGUACUACCGCAAGGAUGCUGGAGAUCCUCAACAUCCGCACCGGCGUUGUGGACGAGAUCGACUCGGACGACGAGUUCGACAUCGAGCCCGUCCCACAUACCCCCGGCGUGUACGCGAAGCGCUCGAAUGGAGGCUUCGGCCAUACGCCAAAGAGCAGUGUCAACGGUGCCAUCGACCUAAACUACGUCAACGGCGGCGCAGGCGGAGCCUACAGCACCGCGCACAACUCUGGCUCGCCACCCCGCUUCGCUCGUCGCAACAGCUCACGGCAGCACGAAAUAUCGACCGCAGAGCAAGGCCUCCUCAGCCCCGACGACUUCGCGGACCACGCGUCCGACGACGAAGGUCAAGAUCUCGACUUACCGCCCGCCGCCCGGCGGUCGCCUUCCCGUCCCCUUUCCGCGAAUCCGGAAGUCGAUACGAACAACCCUUACCCCAUGACUGGAGCGCGAACGGAUGCAGCGGAGCGCGAAGCGAGACCUCACAUGACUGCUCGAACGGCGAUUAAUUCGAUUCUGAACGCGACGAGCGAGGACGCGGGGAAUUUAUUCAGUAAGUUGGAUGAGAACUUUUUGAAGCCGCAUUUGUUGCUUGACCCCGGUGGAAGUGGAAGUAAGGGGAGCAGUAGGGAGAGGAAUGGGAGUAGGGACCGAGGGGGCGGGUCGUAG